Molecule: messenger RNA, 608 nt
Organism: Vicia villosa (hairy vetch)
Lineage: Eukaryota; Viridiplantae; Streptophyta; Magnoliopsida; Fabales; Fabaceae
Product: mitochondrial pyruvate carrier 4-like
Exons: 5
Coding region: 89-406 (105 amino acids)
Biological process (GO): pyruvate import into mitochondria
Cellular component (GO): mitochondrial inner membrane
Source: RefSeq, a predicted model, not a curated record
AAGAGAUAAUGUAAUUUCUCACAGGUAGAAGAAUUUGAACCCAAAUCCAAUUCGCUUUCAAUCGAAGAAAAGAAGAAUAAUUCAUUUCAUGGCUUCAAAGUUUCGAGCCUUUUGGAAUCACCCAAUUGGACCCAAAACCGUUCACUUCUGGGCUCCUACAUUUAAGUGGGGCAUCAGCAUUGCCAAUAUUGCUGAUUUUUCAAAACCACCUGACAUGAUCUCUUAUCCUCAACAAAUAGCUGUUAUGGCUACUGGACUAAUCUGGGCGCGUUACAGCACUGUAAUCAUACCAAAAAACUGGAACCUUGUUAGUGUAAACCUUGCAAUGGCAGGAACUGGCAUAUACCAACUCUCGCGCAAAUUGAGGGAAGAUUAUUCUUCAGAUGAGGCUGUAGCAAAAGAAUGAUGAAGAAGAAUUUGAAAAUGUCGGGUUGUUGUGUAACAUAAACUCUUGACCCGGACACCUGAGAGCAUCUCUGAUAAGGAGAAUUUAUUUCGAUUGUUUGAGCUAUUUAUGUGAGACCAAAUUGUCGCAUUAUAUUUAAGCAACAUCUAAGCAAUCUAAACGAAUUUUACUUCAAUGGUAAUUUCAAUAAACAAUCUAUAUG